Molecule: messenger RNA, 1578 nt
Organism: Sphenostylis stenocarpa
Lineage: Eukaryota; Viridiplantae; Streptophyta; Magnoliopsida; Fabales; Fabaceae
Source: the annotation of a GenBank genome assembly
AUGUCAAAAAAGUCAACGAUUGUAACAGAAGGAAAAGAAAAACACAAUAGUGCCUGCACACUCCACUGCUUCCCCGGCUUUCUUCUUUCUCCGUCAACUUCACUUAACAACCCGAAGAAGAUGAACCCUUUAAACCACAACCAUUCUCACACACCAUCACCAUUCUUCCUUCAAAGCAUGUCUACUGCAAGAGCUCACGUGUUGGCAUACCCCUUCCCUUCUUCCGGUCACGCGAUCCCCCUCUUGGACUUCGCCAAGGCUCUUGUCUCUCGUGGCGUCCAAGUCACCGUUCUCGUCACCCCAAGAAACCUACCCUUGGUCCCGACCAACUUUUCUCCUCUGCUGCAAACCCUUCUCCUUCCCGCACCUCAGUUUUCAAACCCCAACCUCAACAUGCUCGUCACCAUUAUCACCUUCAUGCGCCACCAUCACCACCCGUUAAUCGUGGACUGGGCCCAGGCCCAAUCCACUCCCCCUUCCGCCGUCAUCUCCGAUUUCUUCCUCGGCUGGACUCAUCUCCUCGCACGUGAUCUCCACGUUCCGCGCCUCGUUUUCUCCCCCUCUGGUGCCGCCGCGCUCUCCCUCCACCAAUCCCUCUGGCGCGACGUCCCGCAAAACGACAACCCACGAGACUCAAACUCCGUCGCUUCGUUCCCCAACCUUCCUAACUCCCCGGUUUACCCCUGGUGGCAGAUCUCGCACCUGUUCACGGGCACCCGAAGAGGAAGACCUGAAUGGGAGUUUUUUCGAGAAAACACGCUCUUCAACAUCGACUCCUGGGGCGUCGUUAUCAACACUUGCACCGAGUUGGAACAAGUUCACAUCGACCACGUGAAGAAAGAACUCGGACACAAAAGAGUCUGGGCGGUGGGCCCGGUUCUACGGAUUCAUAACAGUUCGACCGAACCAGAAGAGCAUGGCGGGACCAGCUCCGUUUCGCGACAUGACAUCGUUGACUGGCUGGACUCGCGCGAGGAAUGUUCGGUUGUUUACGUAUGUUUUGGGAGCCGUACGUUUCUGUCGGGUUCGCAAAUGAAGGUGUUAACGCGUGCUUUGGAACUCAGUGGGGUGAACUUUGUUUUGUCAAUUGGGGUUCCAGACGCGCGACACUUGGCGCAGGAGCAGGGUAAGGUGCCGUCUGGGUUUAUGGAUGGGGUGGGGGUGCGAGAGAGGGGCUUUUUGAUACAGGGGUGGGCCCCGCAGUUGGUCAUACUGAGUCACCGCGCGGUGGGGGCGUUUUUGACUCACUGUGGAUGGAACUCGGUAUUGGAAGGGUUGGUUUCAGGGGUGGUGAUGGUGACGUGGCCGAUGGGUGCGGAUCAGUACUCGAACGCGAGGCUCUUGGUGGAUGAGUUGGGUGUGGGGAUUCGUGGUGCUGAAGGUGAGAAGGUUCCAGAAGCUUGGGAGCUGGGGAAGAGGAUUGAAAAGGGUUUGGGUAGAACAAAGGAGAGGGUGAGGGCUGAAGAGUUGAGGGACGCGGCGCUGCGUGCGGUUGGGAAUGAUGGAAGCUCGCAGAGGGAGUUGGAUGCGAUGGUUAAGCUUCUGAACGAAGUUCACCUUGAGAAAACCACCACUUGA